AGAGCGCUACAAACACAGUGUCUUUCGUCAUUGAAGAGCAUUUAUAUUGUGCUUAAUGGCAUUUCAAUACAGUAAUUUAGUUAAUUUCAUAACUGUACCCAUUUCAUAGAAGCCAAUACGAAUAAACACUAUCCUCUCUGUAUACUAUGUUUAAGAGGAUGGCUGAAUUUGGUCCAGAUUCGGGGGGACGUGUAAAGGGAGUCACUAUCGUGAAACCCAUCGUGUUUGGAAACGUUGCACGAUAUUUUGGCAAGAAAAGAGAAGACGAUGGUCACACUCAUCAGUGGACAGUUUAUGUGAAGCCUUACAGAAAUGAGGAUAUGUCUGCUUAUGUAAAAAAAAUACAGUUCAAACUGCACGAAAGUUAUGGGAAUCCUUUAAGAGUUGUUACGAAGCCUCCGUAUGAGAUUACAGAGACGGGAUGGGGAGAGUUUGAGAUCAUCAUAAAGAUCUUCUUCAUCGAUCCAAAUGAGAGACCGGUCACCCUGUAUCAUCUGCUGAAGCUGUUCCAGUCAGACUCCAGCGCCAUGCCGAAGAAGACUGUUGUGUCCGAGUUCUACGACGAGAUGAUAUUUCAAGACCCGACAGCCAUGAUGCAGCAACUUCUGAACACCACCAGACAGCUGACGUUAGGUGCUUACAAACACGAGACCGAGUUUGCAGAGCUGGAAAUACGAACACGAGAAAAAGUGGAAGCGGCAAAGAAGAAGACCAGCCUGGAGAUCGUAGAGCUGAAGGAGCGACUGAAAGCCUCCAGAGAAAACAUCAACUUCCUGAAGGGAGAGAUACGCAGACUGGAGGAGGAGGACCAGAUGAAAGAUCACUGAGGAUGUUACGCUCACCAGCCUUCAGCGCUGCAGGAUUUGUUAUGCUUUUGUGGGACUGAUCAAUUUAGUUUUCUGGUUCAAAGU
Rhinichthys klamathensis goyatoka is the source of this 911-nucleotide messenger RNA. It is a transcript of the gene yeats4, whose product is annotated as YEATS domain containing 4. Gene Ontology annotation, biological process: regulation of DNA-templated transcription. The record is from RefSeq and is a predicted model, not a curated record. NCBI's taxonomy places the organism in Eukaryota, Metazoa, Chordata, Actinopteri, Cypriniformes, Leuciscidae.